CGAGCAUUUUAUGGAGUUGUCUCUGCUUUUCCGCGCCCCGAACGUGUCCUCUAACCUCCGACAACAGCCCAAUACUGAGGUGGAAGGAUAUAUGCUGCUGUUGGUAUCGCUACCAGUAACUAGUCCUAUCUCAACGUUGCUGCUAGCUUUGAGGCCAAGUAGUCGUCGCGAGAGACGAAAACAACUGUGUGGAAAAAGUCGUGAAGACCGUGCAGGACAGCACUCCUGUGCCUGUAGUCGAGUCUCCUUCCUGCUUUUGUUGUUGGCCGAUUCCGUUUCAUGUAGUCAUCAGUGGCGAAACGAGGUGCUUCGCUGGCACGCAGAAUGGCAUCGACGGGCCGAGCAUCAGCGAAUGAUGUUGCUGGUAGUAGUCUACUGGAAGCUGCAGAGGACGGAGCGUCGACGUCUGGCACUGCAGGGAAUGCAAGCACGAGACCGCAGCAGGAGACCGAGGAUCCAUCAAUUGCGCAGGCUAGACGCCACAUCAAGGAGAGUCUCUGCGUGACCAGCGGGCCGAAACUCGACCGGGAAAAUGAGCAGGACGAACGACUGAAGGAGAUGAGCCAGACGUCCAUGCUGUUGAAGUCGAUGCGCUUUGUGUCGGCAUUCCUCUUGUUCCUGGCCAUCAUGGUCUGUGUCCUUGCCAGCAAGACAGCUUUCUUUGUGGUCGUUUUCAGGUUCAGAAACUCAUUGAAUGCAACAGGAGUGGCGAAGCCACUGACAGACACCCUGGACCUACCGAGAGAAGCAGGCAUCACGUUUGCCACCCUCUUCAUCCUCCUGGUCACGCCCCACGUCUUCAUUCUCCUUUGGUCAUUCUGGAGCGGCUGUCUUGGCAGGAAGACUGACAACUACCCAUGGCCGCGGAGGGAGGCCAGGCUGUGGGCUGUUCUUGUUGGUAUCCUUGAGUCACUUGGCAUGGUCCUAUUCGUCUUGGGAGCUUGCGUUGAUCUGCCCACUCCAUUGGCCAUCGCACUUUCCAGCGGAGUUCUCUUCUUCUCAUUGCUAUGCCCAUUCGAGUCGUUUUCGCUGAGUUACACUGGAAUGCCAUCACGGGCACCACGUACUAGGGGUGGCGAGUCUGAUGCUGCCCCAGCCCUGAAGAAGUCACCUGUGAGAAGGCUAAUUUGGUUAAGCAGCUUGUUGCUCCAGGUUGGAAUUCUGGUAGCAGUGCCCAUUGUUCUGGCUGGGAGUCUGCAUGAGAAGAUAUUGGAAGGCAACAAGAAGUGGCGCUUAGCUUGUAUCCCUCUGUCAGUUGUUUGCUUAUCAGCUAGCUGGUCAGGGUAUCUGCAGCACAAAGUGAAUGAUUGCGACAUGAAGGGUGCCAUCAAUCCGUACAGGACAGCCCGCUGGAAAUCUGCACUCAUUGCCAGCGCUGUGAAGCUUGUCACCACCAUUGCCUUUCUAUUCAUCUUUGACCAGGUGUUCGGUUACAGGUCGGUGGAGCACGUGAAGCAGGGCUUUCAGCUGCUACACGGCGACUAUGACAUGACCGUGGCUAUCCUGGUGCACGUCCUCUGCGGCCUACUGUCCUACGUUCUGAUCUGUGCCGCGUGUGGCAUGACCCUGCACCGCUGGUCGAUGGUAUUGCCACUGUUGACCACCACACCUCUGUGCAUCAUACUCUCCGUGGCCCUUUGCGAGAGCUCUACCUUUCAUCUGGGACAAAUCGGCCAUGGCAUUUGGAGCGGCUAUAGUUUCUGCACCGACCACCAGCUAAUAGAAGACAAUGCCGUCGCCUUUUCGCUGCUGUGCAUCCUGUGGCUAACCCAGGUUGCAUACGCGUUCAUUUUUGUUACACCAGUCAAGGUGAUUGAUCUGAGCAAAGAAGAGGUCAUGUUCCACACUCCUGGUUACAAUCCCAUGUUCCUCGAUGCGUUCACAUUUGUCAAUUGGCGCGUGGAUCACAUUGUACCGCCGCCCUAUCGUGCGCGAAAGCACGGGAACGCCACAGGCGCUGCUGCCAAUGGUACGUCCUCAGUCAACACCACAGGCUACUCAACUUCAAUGGGCGCCCAGCAAGACCCGCAAGAAAAGCCCAGGAAAAAGAGAAAGGUGUACAUCUGUAGCACAAUGUACCGUGAAGCGGAUUAUGAGCAGGAGAACUUACUGAAGAGCAUCCUACACGUUCAUAAAGCCAUUCAAGAUGGGACCGCCGAGCAGGACCAUCUGGAGUUUGAGUCUCACGUGUUCUUUGACGGCGCUGUCAGAGGCAAGACCUACAACGACUUUGUUUUGCAGCUAUUCAGCUUGGUGGAGACAACGCUCGGCUUUGAUGUAAAGCAUGUGGACAUGCUGGAAACGCCGUAUGGAAUGCAAGCCAACUGGAACCGACGAGCACCUGGCAGCAGCAGUGAUGGCGAGGAUUCUAAUCAAGAUGGCAUACGGUUCACUGUGCACUUGAAAGAUGGACACAAGUUCAGGAACAAGAAGCGCUGGAGCCAAGUCAUGUACAUGUCCUACGUGCUGGAUUACUGCUGCCGUAACGACAAAGAGCGCCGCAUGGAUCAGUCUGGUGCCGUCGACGGUUCUACUGAGCCCAGCGACAGUGACGGCGGUGGUGACAGGAUUGAAGACACGUUCAUCUUGACUACAGAUGCCGACAUUGUUUUCUCCUACAGCUCGGUGAAGGCUUUGCUUGACAUGAUGUCCAGAGACGACGGCGUUGGUGCAGUGUGUGCUCGCACUCAUCCCACUGGAAGUGGUCCCCUUGUGUGGUAUCAGGUAUUCGACUACGCUAUCGGUCACUGGUUUCAGAAGACGGCGGAGCAUGUCAUCGGCUCAGUGAUGUGCUGCCCGGGCUGUUUCUCAGUGUUCCGUUGCCGAGCUCUGCAGGAUGUCUUGCACAUCUAUGCAACCAAGGUAGAGCAUGCCACAGAGUUUCUGACCAAAGACAUGGGCGAAGACAGAUGGUUGUGCACACUGCUGGUGGAGAAGGGCUGGCAGUUGGUCUACUGUGCUGCAUCCGAAAAUCACACAUUCUGCCCGGAUAACUUUGAGGAGUUCUACAAGCAGCGGCGUCGCUGGAUCCCCAGCACCUUGGCCAACCUGGGACUUUGUGUGGAGCACAGCAAGAAAAUUGUACAGAACAAUGACUCGGUGGGCUGGUGGUUCAUCCUCUAUCAGGCUCUGAUGAUCUUCAGCACUAUCAUUUCACCAGGCACGAUCGUCUUACUGAUGUCCAGUGGCCUAGUGUAUGCGUAUGGUUGGAACAACAUUGCAAGUCUGGUUUUCAUCAGUCUGGUCACGGUGGCGUUUGGUGUGAUAUGCAUCUCGUUCAAGCAGUAUGAAAUGGCGGCUGCCAAGCUUCUGACGUUCAUCUUUGCUAUUCUGAUGGUGGCGGUCUUCGUUGGAGUUCUCCGGCAGAUAAGUCUAGAUGCCGGAACAGAGAAUUGCGAUAAGAUAUGUGAACCUCUGAAGAAUGAGUCGUACAUUCCAUCACCCGGCGAUAAUUGUCAUACCGGCUAUGAACUGGUCAUGUACAACUGCACACACAAUUCAUUCUUUGGUGCUCCGGUUGGUAUCACGACAAUAUACCUAGGAUCGCUGACAGGAAUGUUUGUGAUCGCGGGCUUAGUGCAUCCCACCGAACUCUUCUGUCUGGUGCACGGCGUAUGGUACCUUCUCUGCCUGCCCUCCGGCUACAUCUUCUUGUUUGUCUACUCUCUGUGCAACAUGGACUCGCAGAGCUGGGGUACCAGAGAGGCCAAAACAGCCAGCGGACCCUCUGGGUCUGGUACAUGGCAGGAGACAAUACAGAGCCGUUUAAAUUGGCUGCGUGAGACAUUUGGUGGACUCCACGACAACGGUGGUUACCGGGGCAUACCUGCCACUGAUACCGCUGCUGUUGAAGCUGCUAUGCCUCGGCCUAGUCACCCUCCGCCAGCCAAUCAACCGACAUUGAUACCUGCAGCCACUGGUCAGCAGCAGCAGCAGCAGGUACCCUCAGCUGUUGAUGCAGCCGUAGUCACAGCUACCACCACAGGUACUACCAGCUUGCACGUAGCACCAGAAACGGCUGCAGAACAUGUUCAUGAGGUCCAGGAAACUGCAGCUACCGUACCGGAAGCCAGUCACCCUAGCGCCACUGCUCAAGGUGUGCGCGAAGGGAGAACAAGGAGUUUGCGUGAAGCUACUUCUUCCUUACCAUCUACAGGACAUGCAGGCGUACAACAAGCGUCUCAGACUAGUCGGCAGUCUCAGCAGGACCGGUCUAGAGAGCCGGAGCAGGCCAUUCUGCCUUGCUUGCUAGUCGACCGCACUCAUAUCAGCACCUUUCUGGCCAAGUACAAGCUUGAGAAUCUCGCUGGUCGAUUUGAGGAGGAGGGAUAUGAUGAUGCCAUGUUUCUUGUAGGCAUGUCUAAAGAUGAAAUGGCACGGCUGGGAGUGGAGCUGUCGGUGCAUCGUGCCCAUCUCAGUCGUGAUAUCAAGGCAUUACCUCCCGUGCCGUUCGAGCACGGUGUACCCGACAGUAUCGAGAGCUGGCUGAAAGCAAUUGGCUUGCCAAUGUACAGUCAGAAUUUCCAAUCCCGCAGUUACAUCACGAGCACAGGAGAUGACAACAUUGAGGGAAUCAAGGAGCUGACUAAGGAGAAACUAAUUGAAGAAAUCGGUAUCAGAAAGCGAGGACACCUGAAGCAUAUAGUGAAGGCAAUUGAGUUCAUCCGCUACCCCACAGAGCGUGAGCUGCGCAUCAAGGAAGUGCGCAAGAAGAUUGCCGGCCGCAGUGACCCGACUCUGGCCAGGGAGCAGGAGAACAGGGCAGAGCUGCUCUUCUGGGAGGCACUCCGCGACGCCUGCAUGAAGCCGGAGAUGGCUGCACUGGGUAUCAACAAGGAAAUUGGUGAGAAGCUGGUGGAGUUACGCAACUACUCCAUUAUGACCGUCGCUAUUGCCAAUGUCCUGUGGAUGGUCAUCAUACAAACGUUAGCCAUGCAUCCAGAGCUUAAUGUGGCAGACACGAAUCCUAUUGGCUUACUGUUUCUACUAGUGUAUGGACUGGUGUACGCAACACAGUUCAUCAGUAUGCUGGUGCAUCGCUUGAUUACUAUCAUGCACAUGCUGGCAUCAGCCAAGGAGGCUGGCAGUAUCGAUCCCAUCGUUGUGGUGGAAAUUCCUGCUGGAGGAGACGGACACCUAACAACAUCGGAGAUGAGCCGCAAUGACAGCUUCAGUCCGCCUGGUUACCAGCUGUUGAAUGACAGUGGUGAUGAUCCAUACCAGAUGCAGCCGCUUCUCUCUCAGCCUGGGGGCUAUCAACGCAGUUCUGCAGUGGCCAUGGUGUCUAAUCCACGCACACAGCGGGCUGCCACCAACAGGAACAAGCGACGGUGACGACAGUGCUCCAGGCUCAUCCCACAGCAAGUCUGCUAUCACACCGCAGCUUAAUCUUGAUCCAGUUUACUAUUGUCAUUGCACGACGCCUCGUAUUGUGCCCUCCAUAACAUGCAUGAAGCGCUGCUUGAGAAUGCUUGCAGUGCAUGCUCUCAACAUUGAAACCCCGCAUGAGAAUGCUUGAAGUGCAUGCUCUCAAUAUUGGCCCCGCCUGCCGGAGAAUGCUUGAAGCGCAUGCUGCCCACAUUCCAAUGCUAGCAAAGGUAGGCCGGCCUCCUGAGUACUGCUAUGAUGCUGUUGGUAGCACUGUAGCUACUAAAUCAAUACAGAAAAACUAUUUUGCAUUUUAAAAGUUCCAAUUGUUGCUGUUUUAACCUACUGAAGUAACUGGACAGAACAUGACCAGAAACUAUCAGCAGAUGUGUGGUUAUGAAAUAGCACAAAGCAUGCAAAUGCGAAGCCCUCAAGCUGCCUGUGUAGUUGGAACACCACUCAUUCUUGGCCAAAUAUGGGAACUUGGAUCCGAAGAAACUGGGCGAAGGAGAAACCGCCUACUGUUUCCUACUUGCCAGUUUUGGUGCAACGUGUGCUGAGAAUAGUGAAAGGUAGCAUGUUUGCUGAGCGGAGAGAUUGAAUAGCCAACAACAGACCAGGGUCUGUUUAGGAAAAGUGAACAACCAAAGAAAAUAGGCUACAGCCACUGUGCAUUACAAAGCUUAUAGGAUUCUAAUUCCACCGCAUGCUUGUAUGCCAUACUAGCACACGUAUGAUAUCGAACGGUAAUCAUGAAGCAUAGCCGAGUGCAUGAUGCUGCAUACAGGGAUUGGCGAUGCAAAGAAUGCAAAGAAAAAGGCA
This is a messenger RNA of Sycon ciliatum, 6189 nucleotides long. RefSeq lists its product as uncharacterized. Bases 325 to 5334 code for a protein of 1669 amino acids. Gene Ontology annotation, molecular function: protein binding; chitin synthase activity. The record is from RefSeq and is a predicted model, not a curated record. The transcript is spliced from 34 exons. Gene Ontology annotation, cellular component: cell septum; cell periphery. Lineage: Eukaryota; Metazoa; Porifera; Calcarea; Leucosolenida; Sycettidae.